CUGGUUUUGCCGUUGCAGUGACUUACAUCUACAGGUGUCGCUUUCUAAGAAAGAUUAUGAGGACGGUGAUUUGUAUUGCUGUGCAUACAAAGCCUCUAAAGCGUGCUUCUCUAUUUAACCCAAGUUUCUCAUUAUAUCUGUUAUCUCGAGAUCCAACCGUCCAGUUUUUAUCCAUCUCAUCCCCGAUCCACCUGAGGCGAGAGGCGAGUGACUGGGUCCCGGAGCAUGGCGAGGUUCCUUGGGCACAGACCAUCACGUCGCCGGGUAGAGGCAGAGGCUCGUCUAUCGGGAGCCAGCACAUCUUCUCUACAAAUCGCUCUAUCUUCUUUAUAUGUCCCCUCCUCUGAUCCGCUCUUAUAUAAAAUUAUCCUCUUUACUGUCCGGAUCUGAUCAGAUCUGGGCUGUGUUUCUUUCUCGCUCUCGUUAUACACGAUUAAAGAGUCACAUGGUGUGAGAGGUUUACAUCAUCUUUUCCCAAGAGAGAGGUAAUCAUUAACUCUUAAAAAAACGUCGUCUCAUCUUAUCUGACGAGCCUUUUGUUUGAUAGGAUGGAGGAAUAGCGAUGUCUAAUUGGAUAAUCAUAGGAUUUAAAAUCAGUACAAUACAGGCUACUGCCCCUAGACAUUUUACACAAUCGGAAUUUUAUGCUAUUUGAUAAUGAUGUAUUUUCAUGUCAAUCUUAUUAAUUGUACCAGUUAUUCUAUUUUUAAAUGAAAUAUUGUAAUAAUGCACCACAGUUCGCAACGCCUAAAAUAAACAAUGAGGAAUGAAACAUCGCGGAACUCUUAAGACCGCAAAGUAUCUCUAGUCGGACAGUUUUUGUUCCAGGACUUCAGUGUUUGUUUUAGUUUUAGCAUGAGCUAUAUAAGUUACCGAGCCAGCUACUAACAAUUUAACCCUACCAAUUUGUAAUUUUGUCUAAAAAUAACAAGUCAACUAUAUGUAUGUUGUUGUAACUAUGUUAGAAAAACAUGGCAGAAGACGAGCUUCUGGCGUUCAGAGAGCAUUGGAAGCAAGAACUGACGAUUAAAAACGAGGCGCAUUCGAAUUGUAACGUUACUCUUCAACCAAGUCGGGAAGACUCUAAAUUAAAACGGUACUUUGAAGAUUUUGGUCAGAACAGAAGUGAACCAGAAAAAAGACAGGAUUCGACAUCACAGGGGAGCAGUAAGGGAGGACAGGAUGCAUUUUUGUCUGCAGCAAAAACUCCAAAGGAGGACCAACCCGAGUAUGUGUCGAUAGCCGAGGGCUUGCUAGAUGGAAGGACCAGUCCCUUGUUGGAGAGGAUCCAGGAGGAGAGGACUCGAAGGAAGAGACAAUACCACAGUCUGACAAGCGCCUGUAACACCUCCCAACAACAACCCCAGAGGAAAAUUAACAAGGGUGACAAAUUAGUGGAUCAAUUCAUUCAAGACCUGAAUGAGACAAAUGACAUUCCCUUCUUUGACAUUGAGUUGCCCUACGAGUUAGCUCUGAAGAUCUUCCAGUACCUCAGUCGGACAGAGCUGGGGCGAUGUGCUCAGGUGAGCAAGGCGUGGGGGGUCCUGGCAGAGGAUGAGGUGCUGUGGUUUAGGAUGUGUCAGACAGAGGGUUAUCACCACGGGGCCUCUGUCUCUGACUCCCCCUGCUGGAAGAGCAUGUUACGAGACUGCAGGAACUCCGAAAACACUGUGCGCUCCAACUGGAAGAAUCGUGUUGGAUCAAUCAGCCAACUGCAGUACGAGCUGGGGAAAGUGUUGUGUGAUGUCAGUUCCUGUGACAGCUAUGUUGUUGCUGGGUACACGUCAGGGGACGUGAGACUGUGGGACACCCUCCACUGGGACUCUGCAGCCUCCUUCCUGAAGCCAAGCCCCCUGACGGCAGACGUCACCCCCAGACCUCACGUCAGUCACAUCCGGGUCAACAACACUGUGGCUGUGGCUGCCUAUGACGAUGGAUGUGUGGAUGUGUGGAGCACAGAGACGGGACAGGAGCCCGUCCACCACUUCCAGAUCCCUGGGAGGGUCCACGCCCUGGCUCUGAGCCUGGAGAGCCCCACCUUGGCUACUGCUGCUGGGCUAGACGUCCGGCUGGACCAGCCUGAUGAGAGGGGCUACUGGAGGACCCUCUGCCAGGCCACGCUACCCAAACCUAGACUCUGGUCCCAGGUGGAGUCUAUGGUUGUGGUGCCAUGGGCCGGGGGGCGAGGAGGGGACAGUGUCCCCCUGGUGGCCCUGUCUGCUGGGGAGACUGUGUUCCUGCUGGCCCCCGAGGACUUGGAACCCCGGGUGCUCCACACCGUCUACGGCCACCCCAUCACCUGUCUGGAUGCCUCGGCCUCUCACGCUGCCCUGGGGGUCAAGAGCUGUGGCUGGGCCAUGAACGAUGGAGGCAACAAGAUCCAUGUGUACAGCCUAGAGACGGGCCAGUCGGAGAUGUCUGUGGGGAACUCAGCGGGAGACUUCUCCUGUGUCAACCUGAGAGACAGCCCUCCUCACAUGCUCAUCUGUGGAAACAAAGAUAGGAGGGUGAGGGUGUUUGACCUGCGCACCGGCUCCUCUGUCACAUCGCUGUAUGCCCACCACAUGGGCGUGACCUCCGUGCAGGCAGACGAUUGGAAGAUUGUGAGUGGCGGAGGUGAGGGAUUGGUCUGCGUCUGGGAGAUGAGGAUGGGAGCUAAACUGUGGGAGAUGCACAACAGGCACCCAGUCAGACACUUGAGAUUCAACACUAGCACUCUGGUGACAGCCAACAUCCCAGACGAGAAGUCUCCACGAGGGGCCUGCAUCACAGAUGACGACCUCACAGCCCACCGCAGACAUAGGGGAGUGAUUUGCCACUAUGACUUCUCAGAGGACUCCACCUCCCAGGACCAUGUUCUGCCCAUCUGCAGGUCCAACUAUGUGGAGUCAUCUGGCUACAACUACAACAUUGGCCUGGCCGUGCCCUAUGACAUCCUGUCUGGUUCUCACCCCUCCCACUGACCCUUAUCACCAGCCCUUCAGACCCCAACUACUAGUACCAUCAGCCCUGCCUACCCCUUCCACCAGCCCAUGUUCUGCCCAUCUGCAGGUCCAACAAUGUGGAGUCAUCUGGCUACAACAACAGCAUUGGCCUGGUCGUGCCCUAUGACAUCCUGUCUGGCUCUCACCCCUCCCACUGACCCCUACCACCAGCCCUUCAAACCCCUACUAUUAGUACCACCAGCCCU
Molecule: messenger RNA, 3190 nt
Organism: Oncorhynchus keta (chum salmon)
Lineage: Eukaryota; Metazoa; Chordata; Actinopteri; Salmoniformes; Salmonidae
Gene: fbxw8
Product: F-box and WD repeat domain containing 8
Exons: 11
Coding region: 972-2963 (663 amino acids)
Cellular component (GO): preribosome, large subunit precursor
Molecular function (GO): protein binding
Source: RefSeq, a predicted model, not a curated record